AUGCCUCACGUGAUUUCUGAAUUUCGGAGUGCUUUUGUUCCGGCAAGACUGAUUACUGACAAUAUCAUUGCUUUAAUUGAGAGUGUACAUGCCAUUAAACAAAGGGGUAACAGCAAGUUAAAGAAGAUGGUUCUUCAGUUGGACAUGUCUAAAGCUUAUGAUCAAAUUGAAUGGCCUUUCUUAGAGGGUAUGCUUCAAAGACUGGGCUUCAAUUGUCGUUGGGUGAGCUUGAUUAUGGAUUGUGUGAGAACUGUUUCGUAUUUGGUUCAAGUUAUGGGGCAACCUACUGGCAAGAUUGUUCCUACAAGAGGUUUAAGGCAAGGGGAUCCACUAUCGCCGUACCUCUUCCUAUUUUGUGCAGAAGGGUUAUCAGCACUUUUAACGAAGGCUCAGCGAGAUAAACAUCUUCACGGGGUCUUGAUGGCCCAUGAAGCUCCUACUUUGUCCCACCUCUUUUUUGCUGAUGAUAGUUUAUUGUUUUGCAAUGACCAGUUAUCUGAUUGUUCCCAAUUGCUAAAUAUUCUGAGAAGUUAUGAGCGUGCAUCAGGUCAUAAAAUAAAUUUUGAGAAGUCGGCUGCUUGUUUGAGACCAAAAACUGAUCCUAUUAUGAAGAGACUAAUUUUUUCAUUGAUGAGAGUAAAGUUGGUGGAGUGCCAUGAAAAGUAUUUAGGUUUGCCUACUUUAGCAAUGCGUAGCAAGAUUAACAUGUUUCAAUUUGUGCAAGACUGUUUGUGGAAAAAGCUCCAUGGCUGGAAUUCAAAAUUACUCUCUGCGGCAGGGAAAGAAGUGCUUAUCAAAGCAGUUGCACAGGCACUUCCUACUUAUACCAUGGGGGUAUUUCAGUUGCCAGCUACUCUGUGUAGUGAAUUAUCGUCAAUGAUUGCUCGGUAUUGGUGGGGAAAAGCUGGUAAAAAAAUUAUACAUUGGAUGAAUUGGAACAAGCUAUGUCAGCCAAAAUGCUUCAGUGGCCUUGGCUUUAAAAAUUUUGAAGCCUUUAAUGAAGCGAUGGUGGCCAAGCAAGCAUGGAGGCUUGUUGAAAACCCUUCUUCUUUGGUGGCAAGGAUUCCACAUGCAAGAUAUUAUCCAUAUGGGAUUUUAUGA
Molecule: messenger RNA, 1101 nt
Organism: Prunus armeniaca (apricot)
Lineage: Eukaryota; Viridiplantae; Streptophyta; Magnoliopsida; Rosales; Rosaceae
Source: the annotation of a GenBank genome assembly